AUGAAGGGUCGGCUGCGAACCAAAGUAUGGUGGCCGAAGAUCGACAAGGAUGCGGAGAACAUGGUCAAGGGAUGUAAGGGUUGUACACUCGUCUCAGCGCCAAACCCCCCCAAUCCGAUGAAACGACGCGAACUUCCACUUGAGCCAUGGGUUGAUGUGUCUCUCGACUUCUUGGGGCCUCUACCAAGCAAGGACUACAUUUUUAUAAUAGUAGACUACUACAGUAGGUACAAAGAAAUAAAAAUCAUGAAAAGUAUCACUACUGAGGACACAGUUAAAGUCCUGAAGGAAAUAUUCUCUAGUCUUGGCUUCCCAUCGACAAUUACUUCUGAUAAUGGACCCCAAUUCAGAAGCGAUGAAUUCGCACAAUUUUGCAAACAGUGCGGCAUCGUUCAUCUAACUUCUAUUCCUUAUUGGGCUCAAAUGAACGGAGAAGUAGAACGUCAGAAUAGAAGUGUUCUAAAAAGACUCAAGAUAAGUCAAAUUGAAAGAAAAGAUCGGAAGUUAGACCUACUAGACUAUUUGAUGAUGCAUAACAGUACUCCUAAUACUACUACUGGAAAAACACCUUCAGAAUUGUUUUAUCGAAGAAUAUUUCGAGACAAGAUACCUAACAUUACAGAUUUGGAAAAAAAUAUGAUAAUAGAUGAAGAAAUGAGAGAUAAAGAUAAGGAACAAAAAGAAAAAGGUAAAAUGUACGGUGAUCGGAAGAGGCAUGCAACUGAAUGUGACUUGCAAGUAGGAGAACAGGUGUACGUAACAAAUAUGUUUAAAACAAACAAGCUGACAUCAAACUUCAAUCCAGAACCGCACACUGUUACUGAUGUAAAAGAUGGAGAUAUACAAGUAAAAAAUAAUUCGACUGGCCAAGAAUCACGACGCAAUAUUGUCCAUCUUAAAAAAAUAAACGGAGUUUGGGGCACGGUGAAUGACACAAGAAAUAAAGGAAAUCAAACGCUAGAGGAAGAAAAAAUUCAGGAUCUAAAUCAAUAA
Trichogramma pretiosum is the source of this 993-nucleotide messenger RNA. RefSeq lists its product as uncharacterized. Lineage: Eukaryota; Metazoa; Arthropoda; Insecta; Hymenoptera; Trichogrammatidae. The record is from RefSeq and is a predicted model, not a curated record. Bases 1 to 993 code for a protein of 330 amino acids. The transcript has a single exon. Gene Ontology annotation, biological process: DNA integration. Gene Ontology annotation, molecular function: nucleic acid binding.